Ailuropoda melanoleuca (giant panda) is the source of this 1395-nucleotide messenger RNA. RefSeq names its product cellular communication network factor 5 (gene CCN5). Gene Ontology annotation, cellular component: extracellular region; extracellular matrix. The transcript is spliced from 5 exons. Gene Ontology annotation, molecular function: heparin binding; integrin binding. The record is from RefSeq and is a predicted model, not a curated record. NCBI's taxonomy places the organism in Eukaryota, Metazoa, Chordata, Mammalia, Carnivora, Ursidae. Gene Ontology annotation, biological process: cell adhesion; positive regulation of cell differentiation; signal transduction. Bases 347 to 1027 code for a protein of 226 amino acids.
AACCACAGGCCCAGCCGAAACUGCCCAGAGUCCAGGCCACGGGGCUUCGGAGGACUUGGGUCAGCGCUGCAAAGGGGGUAUCUGUGGAGCUCUUGCUGGGUCCACGGCGCCCUGGGGCUUGGGCAGGGGUCUGGGGCAGGGCUGCAGCGUCCACAGAGGCAGCUCGGAAGGCCCCCUUGGGCUGGGAAGAGCAAGAGAGGCCCCUGCCAGCCUGUCACAGGCUCUUGGCACUGGCCCUGGCUUUCACACACGCACACACUCACACUCACACUGGAAGGUACCCUCUUGGUGGCCUCCACGGACUCAUCUUCAGGCUCAAAGCUGGCUCCGUGGGGGACACAGUGACAUGAGAGGCAUGCCACAGACCCACCUUCUGGCCUUCUCCAUCCUCUGCCUCCUGUCAAAGGUGUGUGCCCAGCUGUGCCCGACGCCAUGUACCUGUCCCUGGCCACCACCCCGAUGCCCACUGGGGGUGCCCCUGGUGCUGGACGGCUGCGGCUGCUGUCGAGUGUGCGCACGGCGGCUAGGGGAGCCCUGUGACCGUCUCCACGUCUGCGACCCCAGCCAGGGCCUGGUCUGCCAGCCCAGGGCGGGCCCUGGUGGCCGAGGGUCCGUGUGCCUCUGGGGAGAGGAUGACGGGAGCUGUGAGGUGAACGGCCGCCUGUACAGGGAUGGGGAGACCUUCCAGCCCCACUGCAGGAUUCGCUGCCAAUGUGAGGAUGGCGGCUUCACCUGUGUGCCACUGUGCAGUGAGGAUGUCCGGCUGCCCAGCUGGGACUGCCCGAAUCCCAGGAGGGUGGAGGUCCCCGGCAAGUGCUGCCCUGAGUGGGUGUGCGACCAGGGAGGGGAGCUGCGGGUCCAGCGCCUCCCGGCCCAAGGUACGGCCUCAGAAAGUCUAGCAGCUUUGCCACUGGGUCCCAACACCUCUACACGCAGGCCACAACCUCCUUCCUGGAAGAUGCCAUGGGGUGCAGAAAUGAGAAACCCACCACGGACUGGGGGACUAUCACGGCCAGCACCAUCGUAGUUGCCUAGUAACCGACACAAAUGAGGUGCUUACAGCACCUUUCUAAGCAUGUCCCCACCGUUCUUUGAUUCAGCGCUAACAAUUGCCCAUUAGGAAACUUACAGAGGAAGAAACUGAGGUCCAGAGAGGCUAAGCGGCUUGACCAAGAUGGCACCACUAGCGGCUGGGUUGACUUGGCUGCCAAGCCCUGACCUCAUAGUGCUGACCUCUCUUUCUUCCCCCCAGGACCCCAGUUUUCUGGCCUUGUCGCUCCCCCACCCCCUGGCGUCCCCUGCCCAGAAUGGAGCACGGCCUGGGGCCCCUGCUCUACCACCUGCGGGCUGGGCGUGGCCACUCGGGUGUCCAACCAGAACCGCCUCUGCCGACUG